AUGCAUCACGGGCAGCCGCCGAUGCCUCCAUCACGGCGACAGCAAGACUUCGCCUACCCUGGACCACCAAAUAUGCGGGGAUCCCCGUAUAUGGGCAUGGCCUACCCACCACACAUGAACGCACAUAUGCCUCCUACGUAUUCACCACAGCAGUUCCAACCUAACCAGUGGUACCCUCCUGCUGCUGCGCCAUACAAUCAUAUGCAAAUGGGCCCUCGCCACUACCCGCCGCCUACACCUUAUGGACCGAUGAUUGUGUCCUCAUACCCCCAAUCACAACCCAUUAUGGCGCCCAACCACCUUCCCCCUCACACUAUGCCAAUGCAGCCGCGAACGGCAACUCCUUUGCAGGCCAUGUCGCCGUCAAUCCAAGCACCUCCUUUCCACCCUGAAAUGCAGGACCACAACAUCAUGCCUGUCCAGCCUCAGCUUUACCCUGUCGCGUCACCGUCCCCACGAUGGGAGCCCAAGGCUGUCGCAGAGCCCAUCCUCCCAGAACCCAAGCCUGUUUUUGUUGCGCCCGUUCCAUGGUUGUCUGUUCCUGAAGUGCCUUUCCCUGCCCGAGCUGCAUCCCGGCGCUGGAAGACCCGAGUAAUGCCGAAAUCUGUCGAGUUUCCCAAGAAGGAUGGCCAGUGGAUCAUCGGUGAGAGAAAAGGAGAGAUCGAGGAAGCGAUGCUGGAAGAACCAACCCAAGCCGUCUCAGAGCCCCAGACACCCACUGGCUCCAUUCCCCAGUCUGAUACGAACUCCACCCACCCUACCACUCCUUCUUCAACCGCAAAACUUCCGUCUCAACAGAGCGAUUCACGACCUGUGAUUCCCAUUGCCCCGGUUGUUCCAUUGGUCCCGAAUGCUCCUGGAACACCGCGUCAGGGCAAAUAUAACACCAGCACUUCCUCGGAAACCCCAAAGUCGACUGCCCCCACUACUGCCGAGAAUGGGUCGGAGGCAGGUACUCCUGAAACUUCCAAGCCAGCCGGUCCGAAGUCAUGGGCUGGCUUGUUUGGCGCAAAGCUGGCCGCGCGCCAGGCUGCGCCUAAUUCGGCCGAGCCGAACCCACUGGCUAUGCAGAAGAGUGAAACACUCGCAGACGUUCUCAGCAGUCUUGGUCAAGAUGUCACCCAAUAUAGCGACAAGAUCGGUUUUAUCGAGCCUCGCGGGCUGGUCAACACCGGCAACAUGUGCUACAUGAACUCUGUCCUUCAAAUCCUCGUCUCUUGCGUGCCUUUCCAUCAGUUCCUCGACCAUGUUGGCCAUCGUGCUGCUCACAGCUUCCACAGCGACAUGCCUUUAAUCGAUGCUUUGAUCAUGUUCAUGAGAGAGUUCCGUGUCAUCGACGCUGCAACUUCGGAAGAGCAGUUGAGGAUGCGGUUGAAGCCCAAUGAGCUGGAGCAGUACGGCGAACCCUUUGUUCCUGAGUUUGUCUAUGAGAUGAUUCGACAGCUCCCUCGAUUCAGAGACAUGCGGCGUGGACACCAACAAGACGCACAAGAAUUCUUGGGCUUCCUUCUUGAGGAACUGCAUGAGGAAUGCGAACGUGCUUCCGAGCACGCGUCCAAGGUUCAGAGCGCGCAGGAUUCAGGCGAUGGCUCUGCUGAUGGAUGGCUCGAGGUUGGUCACAAGCAAAAGGCCGCUGUUACUCAAUCGUCCGGAGCUGUCUCCACCGAAUCGCCAGUAACAAGAAUUUUUGGCGGCAAGCUACGAUCCGAGUUCAAGGUCCCGGGCAAUAAGACUUCUGUCACUAUGGAGCCUUAUCAACCGUUGCAGCUGGAUAUUGGGGCACCUGAUGUGCACAACAUCAUCGAUGCUCUGAAGGGACUGACCAAGCCUGAGAGUAUCCAGGGUGACUUCAACUCGUCGCGCGGUUCCAACGUCACUGCUACCAAGCAGAUAUUUAUUGAGACAUUGCCCCCCGUGCUCAUUCUUCACCUCAAGCGCUUCCAGUAUGACAGUCUGACCGGUGCGACCCAGAAGAUUUGGAAGAAGGUUGGAUACCCACUCGAUUUGGAGAUCCCUCGCGAGGUUUUCCCUGCUCACCGACGCAAUGCCAUGACCGCCCAUGGGGGUCUUCCCAAGUAUCGCCUCAUGGGUGUUAUCUAUCAUCAUGGCAAGAACGCCAGCGGUGGCCAUUAUACAGUGGAUGCAAGGCGCCAAGACGGUCGUGAGUGGAUCCGCAUAGAUGAUACUGUGAUUCGCCGCGUUCGCAGCGAAGAUGUUGCGGAGGCAGGUGGUGAAGAAGACCCCAAGGUGCUUGCAGCAGCCCUUGAGCAACACAAGCAGGACAAAACCCCUCGCGGCAACAUCUUUGAUCACAUUGAUCAAGAUGAGAUGGACACCACCGAUAGUGAGAAGGGUUGGAGCCAGGUCAAUGGAAAUGGCACUACCGGACAUGCAAGCAAAAAGUCUGUCAACGGCGUGACCCCCUCGCCCCAAACAUCAUCCGGAAUUCGAACACCCCUUGGCAGAUAUGGCAGCCGGGACAACAAGGUUGCGUAUCUGCUGUUCUACCAGCGCAUGGCUUGA
Messenger RNA from Penicillium maclennaniae, 2523 nucleotides. Its product is annotated as mRNA-binding ubiquitin-specific protease UBP3. The record is from RefSeq and is a predicted model, not a curated record. Gene Ontology annotation, molecular function: cysteine-type deubiquitinase activity; cysteine-type endopeptidase activity. Gene Ontology annotation, cellular component: cytosol; nucleus. The transcript has 2 exons. Lineage: Eukaryota; Fungi; Ascomycota; Eurotiomycetes; Eurotiales; Aspergillaceae. Gene Ontology annotation, biological process: protein deubiquitination. The coding region runs from base 1 to 2523 and encodes 840 amino acids.